Rodentolepis nana is the source of this 753-nucleotide messenger RNA. The record is from the annotation of a GenBank genome assembly. NCBI's taxonomy places the organism in Eukaryota, Metazoa, Platyhelminthes, Cestoda, Cyclophyllidea, Hymenolepididae.
AUGAAUGAAAUUCUUCCUGGUUUGUGGUUGGGUAAAAGACCUGAUGCCUCCUCAAUUCCCGACCUCUAUUCCAAGAAAAUUAGUGCCAUAUUAACAAUUGACCGCAGACCGCUUCAACCAGAUGUAUUUUCUUCUUUCAAAGUUAUUUAUUUGCCUGCAAAUGACACGCCCUACGACAACUUACUCAAAUAUUUUGAAAAAUCAAUUAAUUUUAUAGAAGAAAAUAUUGCUGGCACUUCCAGGAGCGCAACUAUCGUUAUUGCUUAUGUGAUGUGGAAAUUUAAGAUUCCCUUCAAGAAAGCACAUGACCAAGUUUACAAAUCUCGCUGGGUGUUCCCCAAUGAUGGAUUUAGGAAACAGCUCAAGUGUUUUGAAGAUAUGGGCUACAGUUUCGACACUAAUUCUAAGGUUUACGUUAAGUUCAUUUCUGAAAACGCCUACCUUGAAGCUCCAAUUUACGUUCCUUCCGGUUAUUAUACUUGUAAAAAAUGCAGAAAUCCCGUCUUUCACUCUGAUCAAAUUAUUCUCCACAAAAAAUCAACUAAAGAUAAUUGUUCCGAAGAAAUACCCUGUAACAAUGGCGAACUCUUUACUGAACAUUUAGAUUGGAUGUUUGAAUUCACUAACGAAAUUCAAGGAAAGGUUGUCUAUUGCACCCGAUGCAAAGCCAAGUUAGGAUCAUAUAAUUGGUGUGGUGAGCAUUUAUUUUUUUCACAUUUUUUCUGUUUCUGGAUACAUUGCUCUUGGGGAUAA